Lobosporangium transversale is the source of this 1668-nucleotide messenger RNA. Its product is annotated as armadillo-type protein. Bases 1 to 1668 code for a protein of 555 amino acids. Gene Ontology annotation, cellular component: cytoplasm. The transcript has 3 exons. The record is from RefSeq and is a predicted model, not a curated record. Lineage: Eukaryota; Fungi; Mortierellomycota; Mortierellomycetes; Mortierellales; Mortierellaceae. Gene Ontology annotation, molecular function: mRNA binding. Gene Ontology annotation, biological process: post-transcriptional regulation of gene expression.
AUGGCAGGAUCAACCCCAUUCUAUUCUCACGUUAAUGCUCCCGCUGGAGCGGGACCCUCUCACUCGUUGGUUGGCAGCGCUGGCUUUCCUUUUACUGUCGCCACUAAUGGCUUCAAUGGCCCACCAGCUACUUCGAACAACUUGCUUAGACAGCAACAUCAGCAGCAGCAAGCCUCGAACAGUAUAGCAUUGGCAAGUAAAGCUAAUCAAAAGCGUCCUACGGCUGACAUCGAAGCUAACCGAUUUACUGGUGCGGCUCUUGAGGGAUUUGUUGGGCAAAUUUACUCCCUCUGCAAAGAUCAGCAUGGCUGUCGUUAUCUUCAAAAAAAGCUUGAGGAACAGAAUGACAAGUACCUUGCAAUUAUCUUCGGGGAAGUUUUUGGCCAUUUCGUAGAACUUAUGACUGAUCCCUUUGGCAACUACCUUUGUCAAAAGUUACUCGAAUAUUGCGGGGAUGAACAACGUACUAUUAUUGUUGAGACAGUCGCUCCAGAGCUUGUCAAUAUCUCACUGAACAUGCAUGGCACACGUGCCGUCCAAAAGAUGAUAGAGUUCUUGUCAACCCCUCAACAGAUCGCUAUUGUCGUUGUAGCCCUUAAUCCAAGCGUUGUGACGCUGAUCAAGGAUCUAAACGGCAACCAUGUCAUUCAAAAGUGCUUGAAUCGCUUUGCUUCCGAGGAUAACCAGUUUAUCUACAACGCUAUCAGUGCCCAUUGUAUCGAAGUGGCCACUCAUCGCCAUGGAUGUUGUGUCCUGCAGCGCUGCAUAGAUCACGCCUCUCCCUCUCAAAAGAUCCAAUUAGUUCGCGAAAUCACUUUUAAUGCUUUAACUCUCGUACAGGACCCUUAUGGCAACUAUGUGGUUCAGUACGUAUUGGACUUGGCUGACAAUCGAUUUACGGAUACCCUGAUCCGCCGUUUUAUCGGAAAUGUCUGCGUGCUGUCAGUGCAGAAAUUUAGCUCGAAUGUCAUGGAAAAGUGUAUCCGUGUAGCUGAACCUGAGACGCGCAAGUUUCUGAUUGAAGAAAUGAUCAACAAGUCUCGCUUAGACAAGCUACUUCGUGAUUCGUACGCUAAUUAUGUUGUGCAGACAUCGCUUGACUAUGCUGAUCCUUUACAACGUGCUCAGUUGGUUGAGUGUAUCCGCCCCUUGCUGCCCGCUAUUCGCAACACGCCUUAUGGCAAACGUAUCCAAAGCAAAUUACAUCGCGACCAGAUGACGAAUCUCACUAACCCAAUGAACCAUCUCGCCCUCAAUAGCGGUAUGAACAACAAUAUGGCGGCCAUGAAUGGUAUGAACGGCAUAAAUGGAGCCAUGUCGAUGGGUGGUAUGAAUGGUAUGAAUGGCAUGCCUAGCCAUGGAAUUCAUGGGGGCCACGGCGGUCACGGUGGACAUCAUGGCAGCCACAACAUGAACGGGAUGAAUAAUAUAGGGAUGAACAGCAACAUGAGCAUGAGCAGUGCUAUGGCUGGUGGGAUGCCGAUGCCGAGUAUGGCGGGCAUGAACGGCAAUAUGAGCAUGAGCAGUGUCAACAAUAUGAAUGGUAUGAACGCUAACAGUAAUGUCAAUGGUAAUAUGGUUGGAUAUGGCUUUCCCGGCAUGAACAAUCACUUCAACAAUGUGGGGAUAAUCGGAAUGAACGAUUUCAAUCCCUAUGGCUACAUGUAA